This is a messenger RNA of Aphidius gifuensis, 747 nucleotides long. RefSeq names its product chymotrypsin-1-like. Gene Ontology annotation, biological process: proteolysis. The coding region runs from base 1 to 747 and encodes 248 amino acids. The transcript is spliced from 4 exons. The record is from RefSeq and is a predicted model, not a curated record. Gene Ontology annotation, molecular function: serine-type endopeptidase activity. Lineage: Eukaryota; Metazoa; Arthropoda; Insecta; Hymenoptera; Braconidae.
AUGGCAAUUUGUACAUUUGUCAAUGGAAAUUUACCAAAAAAAAUUAUCGGCGGUCAAACGGUACAAAUUGAAAAAUAUUCAUAUCAAGUAUCGAUACAAUAUCAAAAUUAUCAUAUUUGCGGAGGAUCAAUUAUUUCGUAUCAUCAUAUUUUAACAGCCGCAAGUUGUGUAUCAUCUGAUCGUAAUGUGUACUAUGCAAAUAUUGAAAUACUAAGCGGAACAAAUGAUCUCAUGAGACAAACUAUUGGCUGGAAUAUAAAUAAAGUUUCACGUAUAUUAUUACAUGAAGACUAUGAUCCUUUAAAUUAUUGGAUUAAUGAUAUUGCACUUGUUUUAGUGACAGAACCAUUGAUUUUAAAUUUUUUGCGUUCGGCAAUUCCAUUACCAUCAGCAGCUAUUCUUGGAAAUGUAUAUUUUGUAACUGGCUGGGGUAUCAAUCCAUUGACUGACACAAUGACGAGACAUCUUCAAUUUAUUUAUGUCCAAUCAUUUAAUCCAAUUUUAUGUCGUCGAAAAUAUUACAAUGAACUUUUAGCUCCUUUUCAAAAUUCUCAAUAUUGUUUUGAACCAAUUUUACAAACAGCAAAGAUCACUUGGGGAAAUGGUGGAAGCUCAAUCAUCGAGUCGAAUAAAAUUGUUGGAAUUAUUUCAGCUAUUUCGGUAUUGACAAGUCGUCAUGUUGUAUAUACACGAGUUGAAAAAUAUCCCAAUUGGAUUGAAAAUAAUAUGCAAAAGAUUUUCAAAUAA